This is a messenger RNA of Pundamilia nyererei, 6972 nucleotides long. RefSeq names its product cartilage intermediate layer protein 2 (gene cilp2). The record is from RefSeq and is a predicted model, not a curated record. Bases 121 to 3864 code for a protein of 1247 amino acids. NCBI's taxonomy places the organism in Eukaryota, Metazoa, Chordata, Actinopteri, Cichliformes, Cichlidae. The transcript has 10 exons.
GGAGCAGAGGCAAGAGUUUGCCCAAACAACAGCCUCAGUCACACCUGAGGACCUGAAGUAGCUACGCUCAGCUGAGAGCUGAAUUAGUUCGUAUCGAUGCUGUAGAGAAUCGCCAGCACAAUGUUGGGAUUAAAUAAAGUGGCGCUGCUGCUGUCUUUCCUGGCCUCGGUGGCUCUGAGCCAAGAAUCACUGAGAACUGAGAGUCAUUCAGACAAGAGACGGAGAGUGGCCUUCAACAUGUACGCUGACUCACAGACAACAGGCGUGACUGAAUGGACAUCUUGGUUCAACAUUGACCAUCCUGGGGGAAAUGGAGACUAUGAGCGCCUGGAGGCAAUUCGUUUCUAUUACAGAGAGAGAGUUUGUGCACGGCCUACAGCCAUGGAGGCUCGUACUACAGACUGGGUGGCAGCGGCAGAAACUGGGGAAGUGGUUCAUUCAAGUCUGGAGAAGGGAUUCUGGUGCAUCAACAAGGAACAGCCACAUGGUCGCGUUUGUUCUAACUACCAUGUUCGCUUCCAGUGCCCCCCAGUGCAGAGCUAUUGGACUGAAUGGAGUGAGUGGGGCCCCUGUUCAACCACAGUUUGUAAUGACGUGGGUGUCCAAGUCCGCCGAAGGAAAUGUGUGAGCGCACAGCCCAUGCCUCUGCUGUUGGUGCCAGCAUGUCAGGGGCACCAUUCAGAGAGAAGAGAGUGCACCACCCCACCAUGUACAGCUAAAUGGAGUCCAUGGGGUCCCUGGGGGUCAUGUUCAGUGACCUGUGGUGGAGGUCGCAGGAUUAGGAGAAGGACUUGCGUAAGGACUUCAGCGACAGUGCAGUGUGUGGGACGGCCUGUUGAAAUCCAGAAAUGUGGAAAGACUCCAUGCCCAGCCAAAUGCCAGUAUGUGUGCACUGAAGGCCAUCCCAGUGAAGACUGCAGUCACUGCGUGUGCAAAGGCCACAUCCUACAUGGUGAUAUCCACAGUGUGACCGGUGUCCCUGUGGCAGGAGCCUUUGUGUCACUAGCCAGCCAUCCCAAGGUCAUCCGUGCCCGUACAGAUGCUAUGGGUCACUUUAAGCUCCUAGGAAUCUGCUCUUCCAGCCCAACUUUAAUCACCAUCAGGAAGGAGAAAUUUGCCCCUAUCACUGUGUCCACUUCCAGUAACACCACAGGCAUGUCCUGGGUCCGGGCUAUUCUUAGAUCAGCUGAAAAGCCGUACAUUGUGAAGCACCCAGAGGAUAAAGUGCGUUACGAGGGAGGACGGGUGCUGUUGUGCUGCAAGGCAGCAGGAUCACCAACACCUGACAAAUACUACUGGUAUCACAAUGGGACUCUGCUGGACAGGAAGGUAUACAAGUAUGAAGAGGAGCUUGUACUGCGACAUCUGAAGCCAGAGCAGUCGGGACAGUAUUACUGUAAAGCCAGCAGCCCUGCAGGAAGCAUCAAGUCCUCCCCCGCCUUCCUUACUGUAAUUGACAAAGGAGCACCAGCAUGCAAUUCUACCCCUGAAACACAUCUCAUCAGGCUACCCACAGACUGUGUUCAACCCGGGACUGACUCCAAGUACUACAAUGCUGGCCGCUGUCCUCACAACAAAUGUGCUGGUUCCCUAGAUUUUGAUAUGGGCUGCAGAGAUGGAGCUGGAUUCUGUUGUGGUGUUAAAAAUAUGGAAAGCAGAAUUAUUGACUGUGGUAGCUACAGCCUCCCCAUCCGUGCUGUGAUACAGUGCGGUUGUCAGAAGUGUGUGCAGCCAACUGUGCUGGUUCGAGGUCGAGUAGUCACAGCUGACAAUAAUGAGCCUCUGCGUUUUGGGCACAUCUACAUUGGUAAAGAGAGAGUGGGUACCACUGGAUACCAAGGAGGCUUCACAUUAAGAAUCACCCCUGACACACAGAGAUUAGUUGUAAAUUUUGUUGAUCCUAGUCAAAAGUUUAUUGACACGCCCAAGGUGUUCAUCUUUGACAAGAAAAGUGGAUCUAUUUACCACGAUGUGAAAGUGAUGAGAAAACAAACACCAAUUGAUAUCAAUGCAGGAGAGACCAAUGUUAUUAGCCUUGGAGAAAUUAAAGAUGAAGACCCCAUAGGGCAGUUGGUUAUUCCUCCUAAUUCUUUUCAUAAGGACAAUGGAGAAAUCUACGAAGGAACUGUCAAAGCCAGUGUCACAUUCAUUGACCCAAGAAACAUCACUACUGCAGCAGCUGCCCCUGGCGACCUUAACUUUGUGGAUGAUGAAGGUGACAUGCUUCCUUUAAGGACCUAUGGCAUGUUUUCUGUAGACUUCAGAGAUGACUCCAACAAGGAGAUACUUGGAGCUGGCGCUGUCCAAGUCCUCCUUGACACACAGCACGUCAAAAUGCAAGAACAUAUUCCCCAGAUGAAACUGUGGUCUUUAAAUCCCGACACAGGAGUCUGGGAAGAGGAGAGCGACUUUUCUUACAGCACAACAACUACUGGUGGUCAUGGAAGGAGCAAGCGCGAGGAGCGCACAUUCCUCAUAGGCAACAUGGAAAUCAGAGAACGCAGACUUUUCAAUUUAGACGUACCUGAAAAUAGACGCUGCUAUGUCAAAGUUCGUGCCUACAUGAGUGACAAGUUCCUACCUACUGAACAGCUGGAGGGUAUCGUGAUUAGCUUGAUAAACUUGGAGCCCAAGCCUGGUUAUUCUUCUAAUCCCAGGGCAUGGGGCCGCUUUGACAGUGUCAUAACAGGACCUAAUGGGGCCUGUUUACCAGCUUUCUGUGAUGCCCAGAAGCCUGAUGCUUACACAGCUUAUGUCACAGCAAUGCUGGGUGGGGAGGAACUAGAGGCAGCUCCUUCCUCCCCAAAGAUGAAUCCAAACAUCAUUGGAGUCUCUCAGCCCUAUCUAGAUAAAAUAGACUACCAGCGUUCAGACCAUGAUGAUCCAGCAUUAAAGAAAACUGCCUUCAAAAUCAAUUUGCCAAAGCCUAACCAAAACAAUUUUGAUGAGACCAAUGGGCCAAUAUAUCCAUAUCAGAAUUUAAUAGCUUGUGAAAAUGCCCCUGUUGAUGCUAAUCAUUUCAGGUUUUUUAGAGUAGAAAAGGACAAGUAUGAAUACAACGUUGUUCCCUUUGAGGAGAAUGAUUUGACAACCUGGACAGGAGAUUACCUGUCCUGGUGGCCUAACCCCCAAGAGUUUAGAGCAUGCUUCAUCAAGAUCAAAAUUCUUGGACAGAAAGAAGUCAUGGUCAGGUCAAGGAAUCUGGGAGGAACACACCGAGAGACAAAGGGCCAGCUUUAUGGAAUUAGAGACAUUCGCAGCACUCGGGAUAUGCGAGAGUCCAAUACCUCAGCAGCAUGUGUAGAGUUCAAAUGCAGUGGCAUGUUAUUUGACCAAGCUGAGGUGGACCGGUCCCUCAUAUCAAUCCUUCCACAAGGUAACUGCCGCAGGAUCAACACCAACAACCUCCUACAAGAGUAUCUCAUUAAACAUCCACCAGUGGCUCAAAACAAUGAGUCUCAUGCUUUCACCAUGUUAGCACCCGUUGACCCUUUGGGACACAACUAUGGUAUCUACACAGUCACAGACCAGAACCCUAGAGUGGCCAAAGAGAUCGCUAUUGGGCGCUGCUUCGAUGGCACCUCAGAUGGUUUCUCCAGAGAGAUGAAGUCAGACUCUGGAGUUGCACUUACCUUCAGUUGUCCAGAGAGGAAAAUCAACAGGGAAAGCCUUUUCCAGCGUCUGCAGACCAACCCAGGUCAAACUUUGUCUCAGAUGGCGAGGGACAUGAGAGAGUUAGAUGGUCUGCAGAUGAGGAGAUCAUCCACCCAGGUAGUCGCUUAUCCUUCAGAGCAACGGGGUAGGACCCAGAAUCGCAGAGUCACCUCAACCACCAGAAGAAGAGUAUCUACACGCAUUCAGUAAUGCCAACAGAAGUGAUAAAAAGUCUUCAGUUGAGAGUCAUAUGAUGGCAUCAAGUUCAGAAGAUUGUCUGUCUGCUGAUGAGUGUGAAUCCCCCCUUUACUAUGAAAAUCACAAACCCGAGACAGACAUCAAUUUAGAAAACUCAUUAGGUCUGACGUUUAAUCGAAGAAUUUGGUAUAUUAAUUUCUCCCAUCCACGGUAAAAGACAAGUAUCAUUUGUUUUUAUGUAACUUGGUGACCGGCUUUUAUUGACUUUGCUCUCAUUUUAUGAAUGAAUACACUAAAUUGAGGGUUGAAAUUGGAACUUUUAUAGAGCUAAUUUGUGGCAUUCCACUUCCAUAGUGGGUGUUUUUGCUGACAUAUCUUGAUGCUUGACCCAAAACCAGAAAUUUAAAAACUAUAAAUACUAUGGUAGACCCCAAACACUUGGUAAUUGGCCAUAGCUUUCCACUGAACUCAUGCUUUUCCUCAAGAUCAGAGAGAAACCAACGUGAGGUCCUUGUUGUCUGAAGCAGACACUGAGCCCUUAUUAUACAAACUCAGAAACUCUCCAUGAAGUGGAGGAACAUGCAAAAAAGACAGUGGGGUGAAGCAUGCCACCCAGUGUACAGAGAAUCUUUUCAGCCAUGCUUCUCAGUGUUUUUCAUUAGUGUACCAUAUUGCCAACUGUGAUUCAGACAGACGUUCUUCCACACUUACUUAAAAUGUGGAAGACUGAGGUUGUCGUCAUGACAAGCAAGGACCUUACUCUAGACUGGCGCUUCAAAAUAACGAUAAUUGUUUUUGGAAGCAUGACAUGAUUUCCUUCCCCCCCUCUGCACAUUCCACAUUAGAACAUCACCAAACAAAGUGUUACUUAUAAUAAUCUAUUCCUCAAUACUUUCAUUCUCAGCAAGAAGCUCUUUCAGGGUCUAAAUGAACUUUGUUUUUGUUCUAGGGCAAAGUGUUUAUGAGCUGCCUUUAUAUCUUGAAGUGCAAUAAAUAUCAUUAAACUUGAGAAUGAAUAAAAUUCAGCAUGUUUCAAACUAUAACAGUUCAUGAAAAGUGCUGCUGGUGAAUUAAAUAAGUUUUUCAUGUUGCAUGUUGUGUGGCUAAGGUAUUUGUACCUUGCACAAGAAGCUUGUUGUUGAUUUAGUUGUGUGAUUUUCAGCCAAUAACUGAAGUUGUGUUGUGCAACUCUUUGACUCUCUGAGUCACUGUUUUUUUUUUUUUUUCAUUCUUUGUAGCAUGAAUCUGCUGACUUUACAAUAAUCUUUUUGGCUUCAGUUUGCAAUCUUGUUAGUAGGACAAAAAAACUCCAUUGUCAUUUCUUAAUUAACAAAACAUGAUUUCUUAAGCAUGAGAAUUCAGAAGAAACACAACUUGUGUUUACAAGUCAGGUUUUUAUUAAGCUGUGUAAAAGUAUGAGUAGCAAUACAAAUAAAUGUAGACUAUAACGCCAUAUGAAUAUGGAAAUAGACACAUGAAUUGAGUUUUUGGCUACUUUAACUGAACUAAGUAAUAGGCAUGGAGUUUACUCAGUGAUUAAAUCUAUUGUUUAUCUGCAGUAUGGGGUUUUGCAGACCCAUGGGAGAAACCCUUCGAGCUGAACUAAUCCCAAAAUGAAUAAGGUGCACUAUGGACCUUGGAGAAACCAGAAGAGGCUGACAAGUAAAUAUAAGCCUGCUGCUAAUUAGAAAAUAAAUUACAUAUUCUCUUGAGAACUGUAAAAACAGUUUGACUUUCACAAACAACCAAAUUGAACUUAAGCAAUCAGCAAUAAAUUGGGCACAAGAGUAUUAUGGACACAUAUUUCCUUUGAAAUUGCUACCGAGCUCUCUGCACAUUUAACAUUUGAAGAUGUCUUUUUUUUCUCAGUUCAUUUGUGCUGUUAUAUUUUUAGUUCUGAUGUGCAACAGAUUUAUCAUUUAAUAUGCUGUAAAUGGUAUCAUUUCAAACUUAUAAAUCUUUCUAUGUGGAGCACAUAACAGCACUCCAAACAUAGAUCUAUAGCUUGGCAGCCUGUGCAAACUUCAGAAUUAUCAUUGACCUCUCUAAUCACAGGCCUGUGGGCUGUGUGUGAACGAACAGUUCAGAUGUCCAGUUGGAAACAAACAUGUCCCAGCAGCAGAUACAGCUUCCACCCCGUAAGAAAGAUGAUGAUUGAAUCCAGGUGUAGGAAGAGAUAAGUCCUAUAAAAUGCAAUAGUUUGUGAGGUCAGCUGAAGGGGCCAAACAGAUGUAGAGCAACUAAAGGAAAUGUUAGACCAAAGACAUCAGAAGGAAGAGAAGCAAGAUUAUCUAGUGAUGGGUUUAAUCAUUUCAGGGUACGGUUUGAAAAAGAAAAAAGGGAAGGGAAAAUAUUAGUGGUCUUUGGCCUCAUAGCCCAUCACUUACAGAAUCUUGAGCUUUGAAAGUGGUUGCACAUGGAAGAAUGCAGAUUUUCUUCAGGGAAUGCUUUGACAGGAGAAUUGGCUUAUUCAUGAGAAGAAGUUAUCAGGAGAGCUUGAAGGACAAGGUAACAAUAAUAGCCUGAGUAAACCAUUAUGUAAGGCUUUGCAUGGAAAAAUAAGCUGUGCUCUCCAAACAGCCACUUUGUCUUUAGGGAACUUCAAAGGAGAUUAAAGAACCUCUGCAAUGUUUGGUUUAAUCGCUCAAGAAAAAGUUUCCAGAUACUUUAAAAUCAAAUAAAGACAGUUUGAGCCUGAAACCAACAGAUAAAAGAAGAUGAAAAUAUUCCUUUUUUAAUUAAAAGAAACUGUUUAUCUUGACUCGUUGGCAGUAGUAGUGGCAAACCUUUUACUUUAUUUAGUGUCAGAAUCAUGAAUAUGAUUUAUGUAUUUGUGUUUUAAACUUCUAAAUAAAUUGUUUGACAUUUGGAGUUAGCUGGGUACUGGCUGUAUUUUUUUUAAUGAACCCACUGAUGUAAGGGUAUCAUCACUAUUCUCAUCUCCAAACUCUGGCAAGGAGGAGAAUGAGCGUUUUUCCCAAAACGGGGAACUAAUGUCUAAAGCAUACUAUUGGUAUAGUUACAGCUUUGCAGAAUUCUUGAAUGGUAGAAAAUUGGAUAUUUUCAAGUGUAUUUCAAUCCAUCUGGCAAAAUUUGAGGUUUUUUGUGGCAACUGAUAUU